AGAGCUACAUCAUCAAUCGCCCUCCAUCGCCUUCAUUAUGAGCAACAGCAACCUCGAGGGCCCAGUUCUCAUCUUCGGUGGCUGCGGCUUUCUUGGGCACCACCUUGUCCGCGAGUUUGCUCGCGCGACCCCGAAUACCAAGGUCGCUGUCGUCGAUGUCAACACUGAGCGCAAUCGAGACCCAAAUGCCACAUACUACACUGCCAACAUUACCAAGCGCGAUGAGAUAGCCAAGGUCUUCCAGGAAGUCAAGCCGCAGGUUGUGCUCCACACAAUUUCGCCCAACCCUUUCGAAAUCGACCACUCGCUGCUGGAAAAGGUCAAUGUCAUUGGAACCAAGAACAUUGUCGACUGUGCCAAAGAGGUCGGCACUGUGCACGCACUCGUGUACACAUCGAGUUCGUCGGUCGUACACAACCAACGCCAGCCCCUGGUCGAAGCCACCGAAGACCUGCCGGUUCUCUUCUAUCCCGACCAGCCGGAAUUCUACUCGCACACCAAAGCACUCGCUGAAAAGACGGUUCUCGAGGCCAACCGCGAAAACGGAAUGCUGACGGCGGUCGUGCGGCCCGCAGCCCUCUACGGGUCUGGCGAUGAAUCCAUGACGACCAACAUGACCAAGCAGGCUUUUACCGGCCACGCCAACAUCCGUGUCGGCAACGAGCCAUACCUCUACGACACGUGCUACGUGGAGAACUGCACAAACGCACAGCUGCUGCUCGUGAAGGCGCUCCUCGAAGCCAGCGCCUCUGCACCACUGCCCGCCGACAAGAAAGUCGAAGGCGAAGCCUUCUUCGUGACCAACGACGAGCACAUUCCCUUCUGGAGCCUCUCGCGCCUAGUUGCCGACAUCAUGGGAAAGCCGGUCAAGGACAAGCAGGUCAAGCAAAUCCCCAUCUGGCUCAUGAAGGCCAUUGCUUUCACAGGUUCAUGGCUCUACUGGAUCUUCUCGCUCGGCCGCAAGCAGCCCGUGCUGACGCCCUGGGUCGUCCGCCUCACCACCAUGGAGCGCACCAUUUGCAUUGACAAGAUCAAGGCGCGUCUCGGCUACAAGCCCUCGUUUUCCAAUCGCCAGGGCUGGGAAAAGGCGCUCGAGUGGUCGUUGCCCAAAGUACAGGCUGCGGCUAAACAGGGCUGAAUGAGCUUUAGCACAACUCCUACUGCUACUGCUACUCUGCCAACUUCCCCAGCAUACUCCAGGCUGAGCCUAAAAAUAAAGUUAAACCCCAGUAUCAUGUACUUUUAUAUCCGCAGAAUUCAAAACAUCACCACCGUCACCGUCAUCAUCAUACCACCAGGCAGGCAUCCAAGUAUCCAAAUCCUCUUUUUUUAAAAGAAUAUAUAUAUAUAUAUAUAUACCAAUCAUAUUCUCCCCGUACUUGAAUACGUA
Molecule: messenger RNA, 1390 nt
Organism: Exserohilum turcica Et28A
Lineage: Eukaryota; Fungi; Ascomycota; Dothideomycetes; Pleosporales; Pleosporaceae
Exons: 1
Coding region: 38-1138 (366 amino acids)
Biological process (GO): steroid biosynthetic process
Molecular function (GO): 3-beta-hydroxy-Delta5-steroid dehydrogenase (NAD+) activity
Source: RefSeq, a predicted model, not a curated record